Exophiala oligosperma is the source of this 2699-nucleotide messenger RNA. RefSeq lists its product as uncharacterized. The coding region runs from base 291 to 2699 and encodes 802 amino acids. The record is from RefSeq and is a predicted model, not a curated record. The transcript is spliced from 6 exons. Lineage: Eukaryota; Fungi; Ascomycota; Eurotiomycetes; Chaetothyriales; Herpotrichiellaceae.
AGCGUACGCCUUCGCACUUCACAUGCGCCAUUUGCCGUGCUCUAUUGCUGGCAGCACUUGAUGGGCUUUUCCACAUUCAUGUCCUCGCCACUCGAUCUAACGCAUGACCCUGAAUAUGAUCAUGAUUCGUCAAACUCACCCUUUCACGAGCCGUUAGUGGCCGGAGAUCUUAUGGCUCUACGAUAAUGCUUUAGGAUGCAAAAGCACAGGAGAAGAACGAGGGGUAGAGAUAAGAAGUUACCCUUCUCCUUCACCUCUUCAACAGGGUGUUAUUGUUCGCUUGGUACGCAAUGAUGGACUUCUUAAGCUAUUCAGAAUGGCAGCGACUUGAACACUUUCACCUGAAUAUCGCACUGAUCGGUGUGGCAUUUCUUGCCCUCGUGACGAUACUGGCAUGUCUCGUGUACAAGCUUGGCGCGCAAUUGUCCCUCAAAAACAUCAAGACUCAUCCCUAUGUUCGAUUUGCUUAUGUCUGUCUGAUCAAACCCCAUGACGGAAAGGCUGAAGCAGGGCAACAGUCGGCCCUUGAGAGCUUCUAUGCCGCUCAGGCGAAUGUCUACGAUGCGACAAGACGACGUCUAUUGCGAGGAAGAGAGGAUAUGCUUUCGAUACUGGCUGCCAAAUUGCAAGCUCGAAUCAUCGUCGACAAAGCUCAAAAGCCGGUCUGGUAUGACAUUGGUGGGGGAACGGGCUACAACAUCGAGGCUAUGGACAAGCUCGUGGGUGUUGAAGGCUUCUUUGAGCAUGUGUUCUUGGUCGACUUAUCCCCCUCAUUAUGCGACGUUGCCCGUGAACGAGUCCGUAAGAACGGAUGGAAGAACGUCACUGUUCUCUGCCAAGAUGCACGCACCAUUGCAUGCACUGCGUCAACCGCCGAUCUAAUUACAAUGAGCUACAGCUUGUCGAUGAUUCCGGAUUUUUACAGCGUCGUGGACCUGAUGUCGGGGUUUCUUGCACCACGCGGCAUUGUUGGCAUCGUCGAUUUUUACGUACAGAGCAUCGUGGAUGUGUCGUCACGGAAUUACAUUGGCGGUACUUUCAAUAGACAUGUGAAUUGGGUGGGAAGAAUGUUUUGGCGAACAUGGUUCGAUGCUGACCGCGUGAAUUUGGACGGUGGUCGAAGGGAUUAUGUCGAGUACAGGUUCGGUACAAUCCUCUCUGCUAGUGAGAGGAAUUACAUGCUAGGAGGGAUCCCCUACUACAUUUUCAUCGGUUGCAGACGAGACGCCGACACCCUGGGCGAGCAUGGCAGCGACAUCUUGGAGAGACUCGAUGCGGCACUGACCGAAUCUCCAUACCUUUCACCUCUCGAAUUCCGGAAACAACAGGCCAUCGAAGCACAACAGAGCGUCCCUCGGUCAAAAUCCUACGAAUCCGCCAUAGUCAACUUGAGCUCCAAUCUCCCUCUUCCGGCUGCAUUUUACCAACAACACCACUGGCGCAUCUACUACAACGACCUCCUUCAGAAGCAUCAGCAGUUCGGCAGUGAAUAUAUCUACGCCUUUAACUGGGAAGAUCCUAAAGUCGACCGCCAGCUCCUCAACAUCAAGAAAGACGACGUCAUCCUCACCAUUACCAGUGCCGGUGACAAUAUUCUGGACUAUCUGCUGGAACGACCUAGGCGCAUUCAUGCGGUGGAUCUGAACCCGUGCCAAAACCAUCUCCUCGAACUCAAAGUUGCAGCGUUCACGGCUUUGCCUUACGCAGAUGUAUGGAAGUUAUUCGCCGAGGGUCAACAUCCCGACUUCCGCAACCUUCUUCUACAAAAGCUCAGCCCUCACAUGUCCAGCCAAGCUUUCCAAUACUGGCUCAACCGCGCCUCCAUUUUCUCCACACCAGGUGGCUUGUAUGAGAGUGGCGGCUCACGCCACGCCAUCAAACUCGUGCGAAGACUUACCAAGGUGUUUGGGCUAACAUCCAAAGUAAGCACGAUAUGCAAAGUCGAGACGCUCAAUGAGCAACGCGAGAUCUGGCCUUCUAUCCGGAACGUGCUGCUCAGUUGGCCACUGCACAAGGCCGUGGUCUCGACCGAGUGGUGGGCGUGGAAAGCCGCCGGUGUCCCGCCAGCACAGCAUGCGUUGAUCUUGAAUGAUUUCGCGCAACGUGCCCAAACGACCAAGAGCAAGAAGAUCUGCGGGGAGGCGGUCUGGAAGUACGUGGUUGACACGUUAGAUCCGGUUGUCGAGACGACACAGUUGAGUACAGACAAUUACUUUUAUUACCUGUGUCUACAGGGCAAGUACUCGAGAAAGUGUCAUCCACGAUAUCUGGGCGUAAAAGCCCACGCACAGCUCUCGAGACCGGACAUGUUUGAUGGACUACGUAUUCACACCGACGAAAUCAUGGAGGUCAUUGCCAGAAUCAGUCCCUCGACUCUGACGAUUGCAAUUCUGAUGGACUCGAUGGACUGGUUCAACCCCGAGGAGACCGCCGCUCGGGAACAGAUCAUGGCACUCAACAGGGUCUUGAAAGUCGGCGGACGAGUACUUUUCCGCUCGGCGGCCCUGCGACCAUGGUACGCCGACAUUUUUGAACAGAAUGCAUUCGAGGUCAAGUGCGUUGGUCGACGAGACUCAGGAAAGUGUAUUGAUCGCGUCAAUAUGUACGCCUCGGCGUUUAUCUGUACCAAGAAGCACGACCUCUCAUCCAGUCCGGCGGAAGUUGGUCCUGCCGCUUCGUUGGAGGAAUUAUCGAUAUGA